GUUUCAGCAGAUCGUCUAUACUUGCGUUUAUUUACUGGCCGUUGCUUGUUUCAACCUCGUGUUGGUCGGUUUUUGCUCACGGGAACCAGUGGCAAUGACGCAAGGGAACAACACGAGAAACGCAGCAACACCAGGUGUCAUCAUCCCAAUCCCAUCGGACUUCAAACUUCAGUUGAACGAGACAUCCAACUCAGUGGCCAUCCAUCCUGUUAUUCUCCCGUUGCCAUCUGCAGAUUAUUUCCACAUUCAGCCGGCUGGAACGGGUCUCACGUAGAUUGGCUAUUCUUAGCUCCACAGUUUCACACGCGCACCCGUCAUCAUCUAGUCUACGAGGGAUCGGGUGUUUAUCCCUGGAUAAAUCAUGGCGCGCAAGGCCGAGAAGGACUCGAACAAAAAAGACGAUGACAAGGCUAACAAGAGACCGACCCCCAAUGCGUUCCAGCAACAGCGCUUGAGGGCUUUGCAGCCUAUCUUGACCCCUAAAAGUGUACUGCCGCUUUUCUUUGCAAUUGGGGUCAUUUUUGCCCCCUUGGGCGGUGUUUUGCUUUGGGCAAGUGCUCAGGUCAAAGAAUUAGAAAUCGACUACACCAACUGUAAGGAGGCACCGGUUGGUCAUUACGAGCAGAUCCCAAGUGACCAGUUCUCGUACACCUUCCCGUCCACCAAUGGCAUCAGGGGUCCGUUUUGGGAGCGGAAUAGCACUGAGGCGCCGUUUACCUGCACCCUGACCUUUGAUAUUCCCCAGGACAUGGGCCCCCCUGUUUACAUGUACUAUCGCUUGACAGAGUUCUACCAAAACCACCGGAAAUAUGUCAAGUCGCUCAACAUUGAACAGCUCAAAGGAGAGGCCGUAGAUAACAAAACUCUCAACGGAGGUACACUGAGCAAGUGCGAUCCCAACGACCUGAUGCUUGAUUGCGGCACCAUGAAGGCAUUCUACCCCGCUGGUACAAUUGCCAACUCCAUGUUCAAUGAUACGAUUUACAGCCCUUGGAAGCUGGAGAGCACUGGUGGAAGGACCUUGUAUAACAUGACAAACAAGGGCAUUGCCCAACCAAGUGACAAGGAGCUCAUCAAGCCGACCAAGUACAAGCCGUGGCAGGUUGUGCCACCACCCAACUGGCAAGAUCGUUAUCCAAACAACUACACGGAGCAGAAUCUUCCUAACCUCCAGGAGGAGGAGGAGUUUUUGGUCUGGAUGCGAACUGCUGCAUUGCCCGAUUUCAGCAAAAUGUCUCGGCGAAACGACAGUGCAACCCUGGAACUCGGAACUUAUCAGUUGAGCAUCGAUUACCGAUUCCCUGUUACCGAAUACAAGGGCACCAAGUCAAUUUUCAUUUCUACUCGAACUGCAGUUGGAGGCAAAAACUCUGCCAUGGGAAUUGCCUAUGUCGUCGUGGGCGGUUUCUGCUGCUUGGUUGGAGCGCUGUUCACCAUUGCGCAUACAAUCAGACCUAGGAAACUCGGCGACGAGUCGUACUUGUCUUGGAAUAAAGAGGACGACUCAUCCGCUGUUGCAUCUGGGAAUGACCACCAGACUGGGUCGCAUGCGCCUUGAUUCUGUUUUGACUUGUAAAUAUUCUUUGGCAAGAUAUUCAUUCGGGUUAAUUGGGAGUUUAUGUUGAUUCAUCGGGAGAGAAUUGGAUGAUUGAUGGCACUGCGAUCGAAGAUUGUAACUACACCCAGAUAGACCUGUAGUAGCUGCCCAAUACCGUUCUAAUUCAUUAUAUUAUGCAUAAAAAAUAAAAAUAAAAU
Aspergillus wentii DTO 134E9 is the source of this 1755-nucleotide messenger RNA. Its product is annotated as CDC50/LEM3 family protein. The record is from RefSeq and is a predicted model, not a curated record. The transcript is spliced from 7 exons. Bases 362 to 1558 code for a protein of 398 amino acids. Gene Ontology annotation, cellular component: endoplasmic reticulum; Golgi apparatus; plasma membrane. Lineage: Eukaryota; Fungi; Ascomycota; Eurotiomycetes; Eurotiales; Aspergillaceae.